AGAGGUGGGAUCUCAGAAGACAGCCCUGGAGCGCAGUCUUGCCAGCUGGUGUUGAUUCCCGCAUUCUCCAGGUUCGAGCCACGCUGCGCACUGCCCCGCGAUGAACACUGCUGCUGGCCCUGAGUGUCCGAGAUUCCGAGUCCCGUGGGCGCUGUGGUCACUGCUGGUGCUAUUGUCACCGGGGAGGCUGUGGGCUAUCCAUGAUGAACCGAAGUGCACCUGGCAGGUUGUCCUGAACAAGUUCCAGACGGUAGGCAAGAACGACGGGAAUGACCCCUUCUUCGAUCAAGAGCUCGGGGACACAGUGAACAGCUUGUUUGACCUACUGGUGGCGAUGCCUUUCCACGAGGAGGAGUACUAUAUGGGCUUCCCUUACUACCUGAAGAUCAACUACUCCUGCGUGGUAGAGGCCUCCGAGGCUCAGGUCCGCAAGGGCUUCCUGACGGGGCUGAAGCCUAUGGUGCUGGUCACCUUCCAACCCUCAGUUAACUUCAAUCACUGGAAGUUAGAGCAGCUGCAGAUCGAGAUGGAGGCAGCCCCAUUACGCAGCAAAGAGCACUGCAAUGAAGAGGAGAUGUGUACCAUGAGCUGGUACACGCCCAUGCCCCUCAAGAAUGGCAGCGUGGUCAUGUAUGUGGAUAUCAGCAGCAAUGGCCUCGGGCCCUUCAUCCCCAGUAAAAGGUUUCAGGUGAAUAUCAAUGGCUUCCUGAAGAGAGGGGAAGACAAAAGACCCAAGUUCACUGUGGGAACCGAGCACUUCAAUCUGAGACCCCAGUACUUCGUGAAAGUCCCGUCAAGGCCUCUGUGGUACACUGUGGGCCAGGCACCUGUGCUCAUCCUGGGGGAAAUUCCUAAGGAGAAGUACAUUCUGCUAACUGACUCCAGCUUCAAGGACAUUUUUCUUGUGGAGUUGAGCAUUGACAGUUGCUGGGUAGGCUCCUUUUACUGCCGCCAAUCCAAGUUCACUGCCACCAUCUACGACACCAUCGCUACAGAGAGCACCCUCUUCAUUCGACAGAACCAGCUCGUCUACUAUUUUACAGGCACCUACAUCACACUCCAUGGGAGCCACAACUAUGGCAGCGAGAGCUGGGUUCGUGUACUGUCCAGCGAGUGCAUCAAGAGGCUGUGCCCCGUGGAUUUCCAUGGCAAUGGCUCCGAGUACAUUAUAGCCCUCACUGCUGGGAAGCACGAAGGUUACCUCCACUUUGGGACCAUCUCAGAUGGCAAAGUUUCCUUCGAGAUGCUGCCCAGGAAGCAGUCCGUGUGCAGAGAGUUACAAGUUACCAUCUGCUCCAUUACCUGGGCUAUAUACAUUGAGAAUGAACAGAAUCUACUGCUGCUGGUGGAGAUAGAAGACAUUUUUUCCAGGAAGUCUUCCCGGGUGGUCCGCUACAACCUGAUCACUGAUUACCUGGCCAUCCUCUACACCAUCCCAGAAUUCAUUCCUGAUGCUCAAGGCCUGGAGUUCCUGAUGAUCUUAGGGACAGAGUCUUACACCACCCUCCCGAUGGUACCCAAGGGCAUGUCCUACAACCCAUUUAGCCACCUGCUGUUCAUCUGGGGCAACUUCCUCCUGCAGAGCUAUGACAAUGAAAACUUCAUCUUCCUGGCGGAUUUCCCCGUGGAGCUGUCCAUCAAGUACCUGGUCAACUCAUUCCGUGGGGAAAUAGCUAUUGUGACAGAGACCGAGGAGAUCUGGUUCCUCCUGGAGGGCAGCUAUCGGGUGUACAAGCUGUUCCCAUCCAGGGGCUGGGAGGCGUACAGCAGGCUAGAACUGAUGCACCAGUCCACUCUCUACACCUCCAAGGAGACCAUGGUCACUCUCUUCUAUGAAGACAGAAAUCUGUACCAGCUGGUAUACCUUGAAAACAACCCUCGGGGCGAGCUUGUCAAGAGGCUUGUGCCUGUGGAGCACAUUUUGAUGUACCAUCAGCUCAGCAGCCCCAUAGUCUUGCAGCAGGAAGAGGAUCACGUGGAGCUCUCCUUCAUCAACUUCUGCCCCUUCACGAAGAUGCAUCUGCAGAACCUGCCCAAACAGCAGAUCUACUCGCGCCAGGAGCGCUACAGGGUGCGGCCGCCACGUGUCCUGCAUCACUCCGCCUUCCACAGCCAGAACUCACUCGCCAUCUAUCAGGGCCUCGUCUACUACCUGCUUUGGCUGCACUCCAAGUACGACAAGGUGGGCACCUGGUGGCAGGGGGCUGAUUACUACUACUACCUGGCGAGCAACUGGCAGACUGCGGGGAAGGUGCACAUCGACAUGGACAACUACCACAAGGUCCACGACUUCAAGACCGAGCACCAGCUGCCCGAGCGCAUCUACCUGGACAAGGGCAACAGCUACAGCUUCUCCAUCUUCCUAAACAUCCGGGGAUACUCGUUCAAGUCUCAUCUGAACCCCGCCCAACUCUACCAGGCACAGAGCUCAGUGGACCUGGGCGUGGUGGUGGCGGACCCAGGCUGCAUUGAGGUGAUUGUGAAGCAGGAGGUCUUUGUUAAUCGCAACUCGGUGCUCUUCCAGAUUACGCUCAGGGAUAAAAGGUUUUGCUUUGACCAGGCUGUUAGUGGACAUAACUACAUGAAGACCUCCAUGCUGGUCAAGGUGGUAGGGUCGACUGGGUACUGCUUCCAGAAAACGGACCAGGGGCCCCGCAUGCAAGGAAACCUGAUGGUGCCGGUGCUUAUCGGCUGCCCACCGGGCAAGCGCCUGGCCUUUGACAUCACCUACACGCUGGACUACAGCAGCCUGAAGAACAAACACUACUUCGACUGCGUUCGGGUGGACCCUGAGAUGCCCUGCUUCCUCUUCCGCAACAUGUUCUACCCCUUCUUCUUGAUCCAAGAUUUGGUGACGGGAGACUCGGGCAGUUUUCAGGACAGCUACGUGCUGAAGGUGGUGGGCGGUGGGCCCACCCUGGACACCAUCAGGGAAUACAGCGAGGAGGAGAUCUACCGCUUCAACAGCCCCCUGGACAACACAGACAGCCUCAUCUGGAUGGCCAAGAACUCAACAGUCUCCAAAAACUCGCCUUUUAGCAUCAUGUCCCAUCAGAACUUGGGCAUCGAGUGGCUGUGUCUGGAGAACUCCCCAUGCCACGACACCGUUCCCCAAAGCAUCUUCGCCCCCGAAUUCUUCUUCAAGCUGUUGGUGAGCAAUAAAGGUGUGGACAAGAGCACAUACUGUGACUAUCAGUUCACCUUCCUGCUGCAUGUCCACGGGCUUCCACUCAGUGCCAAGCGCGCCAUCUUCAUCUUCAUGGUGACAGCUGGCGUGUUUCUCAGCCUGGUGUGCCUCUACAUCACCUUCUGCCUCUUGCUGCCCCUUAUGUUGAAGGCCUGCGACUCCCUGCGCUGGAAGAUUAACAACGUGAUUGCCUCAGAUUCCUACUACACAUACAGCUCCUCCUCCAAAGCCACCCUUGAGAACAAAUCUAGUUCUGUCUUCAAGGCCAGCUCCAAGGCUGAGCCUGAGGGAAGGGUGAGGAAGUCACUGGCCUAGGCCUCUUACCUGUCCCACCCACCCUCAUUCCCUACUUCCUGGGCCAUCUUUGAAAUGCCAACUGUCACCCAUUCCCACCUUUCUUUCUGUUUUGCUUGAAUUUUUAUUUCUCCUUCAGACCACACAGCUACAUAGGCCAUUAAAAUAACAAAAUCCUUCUGUG
Molecule: messenger RNA, 3665 nt
Organism: Miniopterus natalensis
Lineage: Eukaryota; Metazoa; Chordata; Mammalia; Chiroptera; Miniopteridae
Source: RefSeq, a predicted model, not a curated record